CUGCCCUGAGCUUUGGAGGAGGUGUUCUUCCACGUGAGGAGCGGCGCCCGGCUGUUGGAUCCCGCUUGGAGAAAUAAGCGACUGCUCGGCCUUGAAGGGACUGAAGCCCCGUUGAGGUGCAGUGUGAUGUUUCUGUGCCUCGUUUUCCUUCCUUUCGGAGGAUAAGAAAUCGGUCUGCAGGCUGUAAGUCAGAGGAAAUGGAAGAGAGGAAAAUCAAGAGGAGAAGCCCCAAGUCAUCCACCGCCCACCCCGUGCAGGUUGCUAACUCCAAGAAGAGCUCUGUGCCGGUCAGCAAAAGCACCGCCUUUUCCAAUCCCGCCCCACAGCCGCCGGGGCAGAAACCAAAGCUAAAACGAGUAAUAAAAGAGAAAGCCAAACCUCCAGGAGGAGAAGCAAAAGGGGCACAGGCAGCACCAAUCCAGCAUUCGUUCCUCACAGAUGUAUCGGAUGUCCAGGAAAUGGAAAGGGGACUUCUCAGCCUCUUAAAUGACUUCCACUCUGGCAAACUUCAAGCAUUUGGAAAUGAAUGUUCCAUAGAGCAAAUGGAGCACGUGCGGAGCAUGCAGGAGAAACUCGCCCGCCUCAAUCUGGAGCUGUAUGGGGAGCUGGAAGAACUCCCUGAAGAUAAAAGAAAACUAGCCAGUGACUCCAAUCUGGAUAGGCUGCUAUCAGAUCUGGAAGAACUGAAUUCAUCUAUCCAAAAACUACAUUUAGCAGAUGCUCAAGAUAUUCCAAAUAGCACCACGGGCUGAAGAAACAGCUUUCUCAGUUUGGGUUCUCGCAUAAGCUUUUCUUUUGUGUUGUUUUUUUUUUCCUUGCCACUGGAAUCUGGAAUUGGUAGCUUUUAAUUAUUUAUUAUUUUACACAAUGAAGAAUGAAAGUGCAAAUCCAGGUGUUUACUUUUGCACAUUCCUUUGAAGACUGCAUUAUGUCAGGACUCGGUUCUAGAGAUUUAAGCAGGCUGUUGUGAUGGCAUGCUUUAUAUCAUUGCCUUAUUUAAUAGGAAAACACUGGGAAACACAGAAGUAAAUUUAUUCUGCUGUAUUGUUCAUAUUGUUGCAAAUGAUGUAUAAGUUCAUUAGCAUUUCUCCAAAUUUUGUGAAGGUAAUGCUGUUGUUGCCUUUCUGAUCAGUUCAGAGACAAUCUGCACACUACACUUAGUGUGUUUUGUUGACCAGUGCUGCCACUGAGAUUUUAUUGUUAAUAAAGACAUUUUAAAAAUAUAUAAGGUUUUAUUUGGAGAAGUUAUCUAUUCAGCUGUGUUAAGAAAGAGUUCUUGCAUGGUCUGAAUAUUUGCAGGGUUUACUUUUUUCAUUACUGUGAAUAAAUAUUAUUAGUUCUGUCACUAAACAGAACUAGCAUGCAUGCUAGAAUACAUAUAAUUUAAUUAAGUCCUGUCACAUUCAGAAAUUCAGUAAGGUCAUUGUUCAAUAAAUCUGUUAUAUGUAA
Messenger RNA from Meleagris gallopavo (turkey), 1449 nucleotides. RefSeq names its product coiled-coil domain containing 28A (gene CCDC28A). The record is from RefSeq and is a predicted model, not a curated record. NCBI's taxonomy places the organism in Eukaryota, Metazoa, Chordata, Aves, Galliformes, Phasianidae.